UUCACUUCUCUAAAGGAAAAACCAUGGACAUUUGGAUCAGUUAACAGGAUGCUUUUACUAUGUUAGGACACCAGCCUUUAGGAAACCUGCUCAUUUCAGAAUACAGGAAAAAGAUGAUGCAAGUUUUUUUUUUUGAAAUAUAAACAACAGGAUGCUCGAGGAUUACGCACAGAGAUCGCAGUAAUCCGUUUGGAAACGCAGGCGGCUGAGAGGAGCUUUAGGACCCGGUAAGUAAGGGGUCGGGUUGGAUUUUUUUUACUCCCUUGUCCCAGUGGAGAAAUGACUCCAAGGCUACCAUAAACACAGAUCUUGGCGCAUGCGCAAACUCCACCGCUGCUCCAUCCUGUGGAGGAGCGAACGCGCAGCUUUACCUCCUUAAAGGCGCCGCCGGUUGACAGGAGAGCUUCAGGGAAACGCGCGACUUCCUUUCAAUGUUUUUUUUCUUUUUAUGAAAGUUUUAGAAAAAGACAAGGCGCUCAUAUUUCGGGAGUCUGAAUCUGAUAUUUCUCCUUUUGGGUUGUGUGAGCCCCUUGAGGACCAGAAUCUCUCUUAAAGACGCGGAAACCACAACCGUCCGGACUGUGAUCCACCGAUGCGCGUCCGUUCGUGGGCAUUCCUGGACUCAGGAGAGAUGAGGAUGAUCCAGCCUGAAGUUUCCUGCGCGGGACAGUGCCUGUUCUAUGAGUGGGGGGAUUCGGACGCCACUCCUCGCAGUUAAAUUGGGCUCGCACCUCAACAAUUAUGUCAAAAGUCAUUCAAAGGAAGAACCACUGGAUCACCAAAGUGAACGAGUGCGCGGUCAGCUGGGACGCAAACGGGGAGCUGAACGUGGAUCUGCGCGGAGGCGCGGAGAAUGGAGAGUUUCCAUACAUCGGACACAUCCGGGAGGAUGCUGUGGUUUAUCAGGACGGUAAAGUGUGUGAGGGGGAGCUGCUGCUGGAAGUCAACGGGCUGGCCGUGCCUGGAUUACCACUUUAUGACAUUUUUGGUGUGAUCAACUACUCCAAUGGUCCGGUCAGGUUAAAAACUGUGCGUCAAGGUCAUAAGUUGAGCAAGGACCUGAAGCACUUCCUGAGCUUGAGGUUUCAGAAGUCGUCACCUGACCAUGAGCUGCAGAAAACUAUCCGAGCCAAUCUUUAUCGUCACGCAGUGCCUUGUACAACUCGCCCCCCUCGAGACGGGGAGGUCCCAGGGGUGGAUUACAACUUCCUGUCUGUAGAAGACUUCCUACAAUUGGAGGACAGUGGGACACUACUAGAAGUAGGAACUUAUGAAGGUAACUAUUAUGGGACCCCCAAGCCGCCAAGGCAGCCCAUCAUUGGGACUGUGACUCUCAAUGAUGCAGGCUCCUAUCGGUCCACCCCGAAACGCACAAAGUCCUACAAUGACAUGCAAAACGCCCGCGUAGUGCCUGCUGAUGAGGAUGAUGACGAUCAGGCCACGGAAAUGAACAACAGUUUUACAGGAUCCUUAGUGCGUAGCCUCUUUCCCUCUCCUUUGCUGUGCACAGGAAACCCUAACGACCAGGAAGAGAGCCGUGGCGGCAUCCUACGGCCAUACCCCGCACGUGACAAUGUUCUAUCCUGUGGUCUGAACAAUGCAGCCGCCUCCACAGCAGAAAGUGGGCAGCAGACGCUUGCAGAACCACAGGUCUCUCCAGAGGACCCACUGGGACCGCUACCUGAAAACUGGGAGAUGGCCUACACAGAGAACGGAGAACUUUACUUCAUAGACCACAACACAAAAACCACAUCAUGGCUGGAUCCCCGCUGCAGAGACAAAGCCUCCAGGCCUUUGGAGGAGUGUGAGGAUGAUGAAGAAGGGAUACAUACAGAAGACCUGGAGACUGAUUUAGAGUUGCCUCCAGGAUGGGAGAGAAUAGAUGACCCAGUGUACGGGGUAUAUUAUGUAGAUCAUAUAAACAGGAAGACCCAGUAUGAGAACCCAGUGGUGGAGGCGCGGCGCCAAAAAUUGCUGGAGCAGCACCAACAGCCGCAGCCUCCAGAAGGUGAGCGGUACAUUCGAGAGUGGAUAGAGGAGCACUCCUCUGCUGCAGCUCCAUUAGCAAACUAUGCUCCAAACCACCUGGAGACUUACAGGGACCCACAAGUCCCUCCGGCUCUUCCCCCCGGCCCUGCAGGAGUCAAAAGAGGAAAACCGUUCUUCACACGAAAUCCUGCAGAGCUAAAAGGAACCUUUAUCAACACGAAGCUAAAGAAGAGCCGCAGAGGGUUCGGCUUCACUGUGGUUGGAGGUGACGAGCCGGACGAGUUUCUGCAGAUCAAAAGUCUGGUGCUGGACGGCCCUGCAGCGGUGGAUGGCAAGAUGGAGACAGGUGACGUGAUAGUCAGUGUGAAUGACACCAUCGUCCUGGGCUACACUCAUGCUCAGGUUGUGAAGAUCUUCCAGUCCAUUCCUAUCGGCUCCAUGGUGGACCUAACCUUAUGUCGGGGGUACCCGCUCCCCUUUGACCCGGAUGACCCUAACACCAGCCUUGUGACCUCAGUGGCAAUCUUGGAUAAGGAGCCAAUUAUCGUCAAUGGACAAGAGACGUUUGACUCUCCCGCCAAUCAGGCCGGACCCCUCAAUGGCCUGCGUGAGCCACGAUCACACAGUCCCUCGGCUGAUGUAGCAUCCGACGGCUCGCACGGCUACUCCACCGAUGUGGUCACGCUGGCCUCGGCCAUAGCCACCCAGCCUGAGCUGAUCACCAUCCACAUGGAGAAGGGGGACAAAGGUUUUGGCUUCACCAUUGCAGACAGCCUAACAGGAGGAGGGCAGAGGGUGAAACAGAUCGUGGACUAUCCAAGAUGUCGCGGCCUGAAAGAGGGGGACAUUUUGAUGGAGGUGAACAAGAGAAAUGUCCAAAACAUGAGUCACAACCAGGUCGUGGAUCUACUGAGCAAAUGUCCCAGAGGAAGCGAGGUCACCAUGCUGGUUCAAAGAGGAGUGGUGCCAGCUAAGCGGAGCCCAAAGCUGGUGCACCAGUUAGAAAGAAAAGACAGCCAGAACAGCUCCCAGCACAGUGUGUGCAGCCAUCGCAGCGCCCACACUGAUUCUCCCAGCCACCCACCCUCUGCCAUGCCCAGCGAGGCGGUGGUGCCCACUCCGGCUGCCCCCACCCAGCCUCUUCCAGGUCUGCCCCCCCAGGAGCCUGUGGAUGGCACGCUCACCCUCCAGAAGAAGCCAGACCCCUUUAAAAUCUGGGCGCAGUCCAGGAGCAUGUACGAGAGUCGACUACCAGAUUGCCAAGAACAAGACAUUUUUCUUUGGCGGAAGGAUACAGGAUUCGGUUUUCGCAUUUUAGGGGGAAAUGAGCCUGGAGAACCUAUCUACAUAGGGCAUAUAGUGAAAUAUGGGGCUGCAGAUGAAGAUGGGCGCCUUCGGUCGGGGGAUGAGCUCAUCUGUGUGGACGGCACAGCGGUCGUUGGCAAGUCGCACCAGCUGGUGGUGCAGCUGAUGCAGCAGGCCGCCAAGCAGGGCCAUGUCAACCUCACUGUCAGACGCAAGACCCCUGGAUACGGAGUGUCAAAAGGAGAAGGUGACGUCCCCCCUUCGCCGGCAUCGUCCCACCACAGCAGCACCCAGGCGCCUAGUCUGACGGAGGGCAAGCGGACCCCUCAGGGGAGUCAGAACUCCCUAAACACUGUCAGCUCUGGGAGCGGCUCUACCAGCGGUAUAGGCAGUGGCGGUGGAGGGGGCAGUGGAAGUGCAGUGGUGCCCGCCUCGCUUCAACCGUAUGAUGUAGAGAUCCAAAGAGGAGAGAACGAGGGAUUUGGAUUUGUCAUUGUCUCAUCGGUUUCCAGGCCUGAUGCAGGAACCACUUUCGCUGGAAAUGCUUGUGUGGCAAUGCCCCACAAAAUAGGCCGCAUCAUCGAGGGAAGCCCAGCAGACCGCUGCGGGAAGCUGAAGGUCGGGGACAGAAUACUGGCUGUUAAUGGCUGCUCCAUCACCAACAAGUCACACUCGGACAUUGUCAACCUCAUCAAAGAAGCUGGAAACACAGUCUCGCUAAGGAUCAUCCCUGGCGAUGAAUCUUCCAAUGCGUCUCUGCUGACCAAUGCAGAAAAGAUCGCUACCAUCACCACCACACACAACCCACAGAUCACAGAGUCCAGAAAUAAUCCAAAGUUAAAAGGAGCCCCUCCACCACCUCCAUCACAAAUUCAGAACACGCAGGAUGCAGAGUUCUACUCUGUGGACCUUGAGAGGGAUAAUAAAGGCUUUGGCUUCAGCUUAAGAGGAGGGUGGGAGUAUAAUAUGGACCUUUAUGUGCUAAGACUCGCAGAGGAUGGGGCCGCUGUCAGAAAUGGCAAGAUGAGGGUGGGAGAUGAGAUCCUGGAGAUUAAUGGUGAGACCACAAAGAACAUGAAGCAUUCACGUGCCAUCGAACUGAUAAAGAAUGGCGGUCGGAGGGCACGGCUUGUGCUCAAACGAGGUGAUGGAUCUGUACCUGAAUAUGACAGCAGCAGUGACGGGUACCCUUCCACAUCCAGGGCACAAAACACUCCGGAAGUGAGAUUUCUGCCACCCAACAGCCGAUAUUACACCUCAUUGGAGUCCAGCUAUCAACCAGAUCUUCACAAACAUUCACGCCUGGAGGAGUCUGCACGUGGCAGAGACAUGGACAGAAACCGGGACAAGUUUGCGUCAGAAGAGAUGGACUACCAAGACCGACAAUUUAACCUCCAUCCCCAUCACACCUGGAAUAACAGUCACAGUCAAAGUAUCCCUAGACAGCAGUCUCCCAACAGUAAUGGCAGUAGCAACGGUGACAAGAAGAGCCGAGGCCGUAAAGUCAAGAAGUCUGAGUCAGAGAGCGGCAUCUCCAAACUCCUCAAGACUCUGAGGAAAGACAGUUCAGGAAAAAAGGCUGCAGCUGCCGAGAGGCUCAGGGGGAAGGAGCUCUCGAGCUCUACCUUAGACGGGAGCUUCCAUUCACAGCGUCGCGGCUCUCUCGACCGCUCACCUACCAGGAAGCGCACCUCGUCUCCAGAUCGACGACGGGCAAAAUCUAUGGAUCGCAGGGCCGACCGAUCUCAUCGUGACCACACACCUGAGAGGGAGCAGGACGACGGCGGGUUCCUCUCCGUCACACCUGAACGGAAGUUCUACGAACGGAGGCUCCUCAAGGACUCUCAGAUGCCUGAGCGAGUCAGCAGGGCUACACCCCCAGAGUGCACCAACAACGGGGAUUCCUCGUCUCUCAACAGGGGGCGAACGUAUGACAGAGCCAGGAAGAACGGGAAUCUCCUGAGAGACUCCUCCGCAGAAAGGCAUCGGACGAACGGGACGAUGGAGAGACGAUACAAAGUGGAGCGGGACUCUUCCCCUGACAGCAACUACAGCCGCGAUGAGCUGAACUAUGCAGCAGCACCGAGACUGAAUGACUACUACAGCAUGAUGAAGAACAACGCUGCACACAACAAUGCUGCUGGAAACAACACAAGAUACAAGAAUAAUGCAGUGGGCCGCAGCUCAAACCACAUCCCCGAGCCUAAAAGAAAGUUGUACAAAGAAAGCCCAAAAGACCUCAGCAUCUAGAGCAGAGGUUCCCCUCACCGCCCUGUCCUCUGUCAGUGCAAGCUGUGUACCAUACACUGGUUUAUUAGUUUAACUAUUUUGAUCCCAUUCUGAGAUUCUUAAAACAGCAGAAGUACAAUCCUUCUAUCAGUUUAUACUGGUUGUUUUGUCAUUGUUCUAGUUAUUUUGAACAUAAAAAAAGUUUUGGUUUUUUUGUAAUAUAGUAAAGGUAUUGUAUGUGCCUGCAUAUGAAAUCAGUGAUUUUGCUUUUGGAAGGCAUUGCAGACAUUGAAUAUGUGUUCCCUCAGAGGUCUGAGCCAUGCAUCGGUUUGUCGGUAGUUCUAACCUUGAGAACAUGUUUUUAGCUUAUUUGAAGAUAGCUUAUUUACUCCUCAGUUGCUUCACUGAACAAGCUAUAGCACAAGACACUAACAAAUAACAAUAACUGUGGAAAUCACAAGGACGUUGAAGCAAAAAUCACACUUCACAAAACUAUGUUGUGUUUGCUCGAUAUUUAUUUAUUUGUUUAAUUUGGCACAUUCUUUAAGCGAGCAACGUUAAAUCUAAACCUGAGUGGAAUUUUACUGCCCUUUACCCAAAAACCAUUGGCAUGAAUGAAAUUUGGAAACCAAGAACAGAAAAAAUAAUGUGAAUGGCAGUAUUGUUGUGUUAUCUCUUCUUUUUUAUUUAUUUAUUUUUUUAAUCAGUCAUUGUGGUCUCUUAAAAAUGACCCCCAAUGCACUUCUGUGUAUUAAUAUUGUCUGAUGGAUCUCCCCUUUUGGCAAAAGUGUUCUCUGAUGAGGGAAAAUGAGUUGCUGGUCAUCCAACUCACUUAUUUCAACAAGUGUGCAUUAUGCCAUAAUACCAGCUGAAGCUGCCAUAGUGGAUGACUUUUAAACAUCCGAUAAAUGAAUACAAGAAAAGAAAAAGUGUAAAUUGUCCCAAGAUGCAUGUGUAAAAUAUUCAGUGUAGUGUAACCACUUUAUUUGGCAGGUCUGAGGGAGAAUAAUCAGCAAGGAACACACAAAGUAAUCCCGCAGAAACUAAUCCCUAAAAUUGAUUAUACUUCGAUUCAUUGACUGACCACCUCCUGGGUCCUGAUCUAAAGAGCUGAUGUGGUUUGUUGCAGAACAGUCCUGCUACAGGUGGACAAUUAAUCUGCUGUGCUGAGCCAUGUUGUUAUGCCACUGGAGUCUGACUGCUGCUUUUUAAUGUGUUUUGUUUGUUUGUUUUUUCCAUUGAGAACUACAAAUAUAAUGGAGAAUUCACACCAAACUCACUGGUUCAUCACUUUUGCCACUGUACUACUGUAGUCAUUAAGAACUGAAAAAAAAGAAAUCAUAUGAAGAAGUUGGCUAUCACCUGUAAAGAAUAUCCCCAAUAUAACUACUAGAAAGCUGUCGAGGAAUGAAGUGUUGCCUUUUUCUUGUACAAAAGAGAAAUUUAUGAAAAAACCUCGUCGGUGAGGAAUGUGAUAUUGUGUUUAUAUUUCAGAAAUGGACCUGAUGAUUUAUGAGAAAUAUGUUGAUUUACUCUGGAUCAGGUAUGCAAAGACAUUUUAAAAUGAGACUUUAUUUGGUCAGUCAGAAACUGUUGGUUUGACUCUGUCAGUGGUUAGCCUGCCUUUGUAUUAUAAAGCACUUGUAUGCAGUCUGUGUUCUUCAAGCAUUAUUUCUUGCUAUGUGCUCCAGACAUAAUGCUGUCUCUGUGUUGAUAAAAAGCAGUACAUGUAUAUGGGCCAAUCUUUUUUAUAUAACUAUGCAUAUAUAAAUACUACAUUGUUCAUAGCUUUAUUUGACCCAUGAAGCUACACAUAACAUUAGUCAAAGUACAAGUAGAUGUGGACUUAUCCAGCUUCUUUCCUUGAGAUGGAUUACAAUGUAUAUGUAGCUAUCAAAAAAAAAGUCUGUGAAUGCUAUUUUUAUUAUCAAAUAAAGUUUUCCAUACAAAACUCAAAAAA
Messenger RNA from Oryzias melastigma (Indian medaka), 7483 nucleotides. RefSeq names its product membrane-associated guanylate kinase, WW and PDZ domain-containing protein 1. The record is from RefSeq and is a predicted model, not a curated record. Gene Ontology annotation, cellular component: cytoplasm. Bases 742 to 5544 code for a protein of 1600 amino acids. Gene Ontology annotation, biological process: signal transduction. NCBI's taxonomy places the organism in Eukaryota, Metazoa, Chordata, Actinopteri, Beloniformes, Adrianichthyidae. Gene Ontology annotation, molecular function: protein binding. The transcript is spliced from 23 exons.